AUGGUUAAAGGUAUAAUUAUUGUAAUUAUUAAGAAUAUGUAGUUUUGGUUAUAUGGUGUUUCUACAUUGCAAUUGCCACCGUUUAUUCUAUAGGUAUCAUACUAUCAUUAUUAUAAUCAGUUUAUUUGAGUACUAGCAAAUUUAAUGGGACAAUCGAAUUUCCUUUGCUAGGUUGGACAAUCGAUUUUUUAGAUCCUGAAUGGAGAGUACUUUAUCAAUAUCUAUAGGAAUUGUUAAUUUAUUUGCUCUGUUAUUUCUGUAAAUAUCAUAACUAAUGAAAGUCUUCAGACAUUUAUUUCGGAAAUAAAGAAUGCCAUUUUAUAUUUUUUCAGGAAUCAUAUUUGGAGGUUACUUAAGUAGAUUUGGAUUUGCUAUUAAUCUUAUUUUAAUGUUUGCUAAUUUCAUUUUUGUAAAGUUAUGCAAAUAAUCAGCUAUAUUUCUAAAAAUACAUUGGAUAUUGCAUUUAAUCAUCAUUUAUCUAAUUAAUAUAUUCAAUGGUUUGAAUGAUAUAUGGGGUGAUAGUGGAAAAGAAUUUAAUUAAGCAGCACCUAUUCCUUGGUAACACAUCUAUAUUUGGAAUAUGCUAAGGAUGACAAGUUAUAAUGUUGAAGUAUAAGAAAUUAACUUAGUAGAAUAUCUGGCUUAUCUUCUUUAUCCACCUCUUUACUAUUCAGGACCUUUGAUUUAAUUUAAUGAUUGGUAAAUUCAGAUUAGGAUUAAUUUAACAGUUAUCAAAAAGCAUAAAUAUAUCAUAAGUGGUUUAAUUUUAUUGUCAUUAUAAAUAUUAACAUAAUGUUAUUCAGUAACUAAUCAUAAAGAAAAUGAAUGGCUUUGGGAUUAAUAAAUUACAACACUUUCUGGUGUUUCAUUCUUUGUAACCUCAGCAAUUCAAAUCUAUUUUAGAUUUAUCUUUUUGUGGGCAUUAUAAGAAUGUUGGGCAAGUUAUGAUGAUAUAGAUAUUUAAACAAACAAUCCAAAACAUAUGUUUAUGAUUAAUUCAUCAAAAUCAUUUGAAAAAUACUUUUGUGCUACUUACAAAAAUUUUCUAGAGAAGUAUGUUAAAGAUAUUUUCUCAUAGAAUAUUUAUUUGAAUUUACUACUUAUAUAUAGUAUAACCAUAUUACUUGUUAAUUCAGAUUUUAAAACUAUUUGGUUUUAUAUAACUUUAUUCUUAUUUCACUUAUUUGAAGAUAAAAUUUAAAUUUAAAAUAAAUUAUUCAGCAUUACAAUAAGAUCUAUUUAAUAAUGUAUAAUCUUAUUAGAAAUUAUAAUUAUGUACACAUCAGAUAUAGAUAUUAUAUGGAUCUAUGUAAAACAAAAAAAUUUAUGUAUCAAUUUAAUGAAUAUAAAAAGACUGGAUUCCAUUAAUCUUUGGAACAUGCUUAUUAACAUAGAUAUAUCUUUCAUUAACAAAAUAAAUAUCAUGA
Molecule: messenger RNA, 1427 nt
Organism: Paramecium pentaurelia
Lineage: Eukaryota; Ciliophora; Oligohymenophorea; Peniculida; Parameciidae
Source: the annotation of a GenBank genome assembly